Portunus trituberculatus (swimming crab) is the source of this 1242-nucleotide messenger RNA. RefSeq lists its product as uncharacterized. The record is from RefSeq and is a predicted model, not a curated record. The transcript has 2 exons. The coding region runs from base 1 to 1242 and encodes 413 amino acids. Lineage: Eukaryota; Metazoa; Arthropoda; Malacostraca; Decapoda; Portunidae.
AUGGCAUCAAUGGACGUUGAAUCACUUUUCACCAAUGUUCCAGUAGACGAUACCAUAGAAAUCAUCUGCAAGCAAGUUUACCACACAGACGGAAAGAAACUUGCCAUCACCGAAGAAACUCUACGUAUCUUACUACGUACCUGCACCAAGGAAGCGGCCUUCUACGGGCCGGAUGGAAAAAUGUACGUACAGAGUGACGGCGUCGCCAUGGGAUUUCCUCUUGGUGUCCUUUUUGCCAAUUUUUACAUGGGAGUAGUUGAAGAAAAGGUCUUCGCGGAAAACCCGGACAAAAAACCUGCAGUCUACGCAAGAUACAUCGAUGACAUCUUCAUCAACGCCAACACUGAAGAGGAAGUCUUACACCUGAUCGAUAAUUUCAAGAAAAACUCCUGCUUCAACUACACACAGGAAUUGGAAGAAGAAAGCAAACUCCCCUUCUUUGAUGUCAUGGUUCAUCGUUCCAGCUCCUCCUUCUCCACCGUCAUCAAUGCCUUUGUCAAGAGGGCUCUCACACACUCAUCCUCAUGGAACGCAGCCCACGCUGAUUUCAAGAGGAACUCCCAGCUCCUCAGCAACAAUGGCUAUCCGCAGCAAGAUAUAGAUGAAGUUAUACGUCGCCGUAUGGACAACUACAUCCGUGAGAAUCCCCCCAAACAACAAACAUCAUACAUCACUCUCUACUACAAGAACACGAUGUCCUCAGCAUACAAAGAAGACGAGAAAGCCAUAAAGAUCAUCCACAACAACGUCUCGCCUGUCAACACAGACACUAAACUCCAAGUCAUCAUUUACUAUAAGACCAGAAAAACCGCAAGCCUCAUCAUGAAGAAUAGCUGUCUUCCCCCGACACACUCCCUGCAAGAAGUGAACGUCGUGUACCGACACUCAUGUACUGUUGGUGAUUGCAGUCACCUAAACUCGAGGUACAUCGGCUUCACAUCUACAACCCUAUCAAAGACAAUCAGAGCACACCUACAGGACGGCGCCAUACGACGACACUACAUGAAUGAGCACGGACUCAUCCUGAAGCGACACCACAUGGAAAGCAGCACCACCAUCCUAGCUAAAGAAAACGACCUUAGAAGACUCAAGAUGACUGAGGCGGUACACAUCCACUCAGAAAAACCGACCAUCAACAUACAACAGCAGCCAGAAUCAUCUCUACCUUCCCAGCCACAACCAAACGGAGCUGCAACUGGCCGCUCAUUAGCUGCGCCAAACACCACUCGAUCUGCACUCUGA